Messenger RNA from Planococcus citri (citrus mealybug), 4208 nucleotides. RefSeq lists its product as uncharacterized. Lineage: Eukaryota; Metazoa; Arthropoda; Insecta; Hemiptera; Pseudococcidae. Bases 382 to 3981 code for a protein of 1199 amino acids. The transcript has 12 exons. The record is from RefSeq and is a predicted model, not a curated record.
AAUUUUUUUAUGCUGGAGUUUUCGAUAGCGAAGUUGGACAAAAAUUUUUUCUAAUUACUUGCAUGUGAAAUGUUAUUGGAAAAUAAUAAUGGAACUGCAUCAUAUCUCGCAGAAUCAACAGUAAAAUAAUGUUUGUUCCUGAACGGUGAUUACUUUUCAAAGUUUUAUUGAGUGUCAAGUACUUUUUUUCCUACGUAGAGUGUAUUACGAUAGUGUUUAUGUUUAAAUUGACUGACGCAUACCCUUUAAAAUAAUAUUGUUAAUCGCUCAUUCCGUUGUAAAUUGGACAUUGGAGUAAACGUGAAUCGCUUGCGCUUUUAAAUUAUUUAAAUGCGAAGAAAUUAAUUUUCGACAAUAUUAUUACAAUCGGUAAACAUCAAGAUGUAUACCGAUUUCGACGAAAUGGAUAUUGAACCCAACGCGGAGCUUGCAGUUGCACCUCCGCGUGAGAAAUCGCCACCUGCUCCUACUCCUGCUCCUGUUGCUAUUGUUGCUACUCCUGUUGCUCCUGCGCCGGUUCCUGCUGCUGUGAAGGAAGAUUCACCUGCGAAGAUUGAUAAAUCCGACGAAGAAUUGCAAAGUCAACUGUUGACGAGAACAGUUCCUUUGGACGAUGGCAGUAUUGGAUACGUUUUUACUUGCACGAAAAAUGGACCGUUGGCUACAUGGAGAUGUCACGCGUGUAAUUUUGUCGAUAGCUGGAAAAAUCUCGUUAAGCAUAUUGAAAGUAAUUGGCAUGAGGAGAGUAUGUCCAAUUUCCAACAUUCCAGAUCGAAUUUUACCAAGGUCGAGAAUGCUAUUCCCGAUAUCUCGAAAGGGCAACCGUUACCACCAGGCAUGGAAGAUGACGUUAUCACCGGCCCAUGUCAGCUAUGGAAAACCUUAGAAAAAUACGAUCAGCCUUUAAUCGGACUGGAAUUCUUGUUAGAGCUGCAAAUGAUGGAACUGAAGGAACCGCGUUAUCUGUGCUUGCUAUGCGACAAACGAGGUGACCCUCGUAGUAUCUUGGUUCAUUUGACGAGUCAAAGCCAUUAUCUAAUUUAUCUGAGAAAAUAUUUCAAGUCGUUUCACGCCCUUAUCGAUAAGCUUCCGAAAUCCAACGAAUGUCGAGGUAAAGUUAGCACCGUCACCGCACAUUUGGUCGCUAAAUUAGAAGAAAAAUAUGGCAGAUUACAGCCGACCGCUAGCCGCGAGGAAAUCAUCAAUACACCCGAACAACGAACUAUCAUUUUGCAGAAAAUUGACAGCGGAAUACAUUUCGUCGAAUCGCCCGAAGAUAAAUAUUUGGAAGAAAUGUUGACGGUCGAAUAUGUACAAAAUACUACCCUGUUGCUUAAAAAUUUCCCCCUGAAGCCGAAAAUGGCCGACAAAUCAAGAACCGAAGAGAAUUCGAAAAGCAUGUUUAAUAAAGGUCGAAGAGGUCUUGCUCAAAAACAAUUGCGGAGCAGGAAAGGGCAAGAUGCUGAUAAUGAAGAACCCGAUGUGGUGUUUAUCAGCAAGAAACCUAAACAUGAUUCUAGAGGACGUGAACUGUCUCCUCGUGGACGUGAAUUAUCUCCUCGGUCAAGAUCACGUAGUUAUAGAUCAUCCAGAUCACCACCGCCUGAUUACAGACGAAGACAUAUGUCACCGUCGUACUAUCGGUCGAGUAGACAUAGAUCGAGAUCACCUAGAAGACGCUAUUCUAGAUCCCCUCAUGACAGACGUAGAUCUAGGUCGCCGGUUAGAGCGCCGCCUCCUCCCAGUAGACACGGGCGUUAUCGUGUCUCCCCUGAAAGGUACUACAAACGUACACCUUCGCCAGAUAUCAGAAGUAUUUAUGGGCCUGGUUAUCGAGGUCAUUCUCGGGGUAGAACGCCUCCUGGUUAUCGAGGUCAUUCUCGGGGUAGAUCGCCUCAUAGACCUAGAGAAAGAGAAAGAAGUCCGCAUCGUAGACCGCAUCAUAGAUCACGUUCGCCCAAACCUGCGUCACGCGCGUCCGAACAUCUGUCCAGAAGUACAAAACCACCGGUCGAUGGCAAAGAUAUAAAAGCGGUGAAUAAUAGCGCUAAAAAAAGGGAAGCGGAAAAGAAGCAGUUGGCAUUCCAAAAAGAACUGAAAGAAGUCGAGGAGAAGUUGAAUAAAGAAAUGGAACUUUAUACGGAAACACCGGAGAACCACCCGGCUUAUCAAGAAGAAUGGAAGAAAUUUUGGUGCAGCAGAUUUAAAGAGCUGCAAACGGAAGGCAAAGUCGAUCCUCAUAGUUACGAUUAUAAACCCGAAUGGAUUACUUUUUGGAACGUUCGUAUGAAGGAGUUAUUUAACGAAGAAUUGGAACGUCAGCGUGAAGAGUUGAAAACCAAGUACGGGGUAAACGAUGAAGGAAAAGUGGCUGUAUCGCCGGCGGAAUCUGAAGAAGGUACAAAUAAAACCGAAGAAGUCAAAAAACCAGUGGUCGAUAUUAAAACCAUGUGGAAGCAGCUGACCGGUUUUGAAAUAAAAGAAACGCCCGCUAAACAAAAAUCUAUUUCGCCUUGGGAAGAUGAUAACGACGACGAUGACAAUGAAAAAUCGGGCAAUAAAAACGAAAAUAACCAGAACAAUGUUAUCGAUAGCGACGCUCAACCAAUAUCGCCAGAACCGUUGAGUUCGAUCUCGGAUUCGGAAAGUAGGGGUAGAUCCAGAGGAAGAUCGUAUUCACGUUCAAGGAGUCGUUCACGUUCGCGGUCACGGAAAAGGUCGUACUCCAGAGAUCGAGAGUUACUGUUACUGAAAGACGAAUACCAUCGAAAACCUACGAAAAAGAUCCAUUUCGAAAAUCCGCUGAAUAUUAUAACUGUCCUAAGGCAGUUGUCAGUUCUGGAAUUUCAACUUGGUUCCUACACCAGUCACGUCAUCACAUUGUUAUCCAGCGGUUUAGCCAUGGAGCGAGUCAAGCCGCAAUCCUCAGUCGAUUUACUGACAAAAGAAAACGUGAUAUUUUUAGAAUUGGUCAAAGAGAAAUUGAAAGGUCAACUGUUGGCCGGAGUAGUCAACAAAUCUAUGGUCAAGGCUACUUUAUUCUGUAUAAAAAACAUCGAGGACUUAUUAGUGGUUGUACCGAAGCUUAGAAAUCUUGCUCCUCCGCCAGUUCCUGCUCCUCCACCUGGUCUUUUGUAUGGCGCUGGUGUCGAAUCGAUGGCUCCUGCAGCUCCUUCAAUCGGUUACGGCCAUCCUGCAUCUGCUGGAGGCCAUCCUCGUAUGUACCAUCCUUACGGUAUGCCACCGUAUGGUAAAAUACCCCCGCAUGCUAUGAAAAUGUACGACAGCAGAUAUAAACCUGAACGAUACCCGUUCCGUAAAGGUAGUCCGCCUAAAAGACCGGAUAGUACUGAUAGACCGACCGAAAGAGUACCGUUUAGCUCUGGUAAAGAAGAAUUCCCCUUCGCCAAUAACACACAAGAUGCGAAAAAAGAUAUUCCUUCCGCCGUCGAAGAAAUUCCUAUCGAUAAAAUUCUCAUAGCUAAACAAAUAGCCGAAGUUUUGACCGCUCAAGGUAGAACAGACGUUUCCGAAGAAGAAUUACAGUCGCUGAUCAACACAGUUGUGGAAAGCUUGAAACGUAGUGAAAAUGGCAGUGAUCCGCAAGCUUUGGCUAAAUCGCUCGAAACACUUUUCCCCAAAGAAAACAAUACUCCUGUUGAUGGUCAGGCGCCCGCAGAAGGCGAACAAUUUCCACCAUCUAAUAAUGUCGUCACCAUUCCUGAUGGAUUCAACUUGAACGAUGUACCUAGCUCGACAUUGGCUAUUUUACAAGACGCUUACGCCAAUGUAUCGUCGAUUAACGCUACUAAAACUUUUAGUAUAGAGCAGUUGCCCGAAAGCGAGGUAAUUCAACUUUUGCGUAAUUUCAAAAGUAUUCCCAGAUUCAAACAGGAGAAAUUAAUCGAGUAUUUGAGAAAAUUAGAAGAUUCAAAUCCUGAACGAGUCGAAGAAUUGAAAAAAUAUGUGAAUGUUUUAUAGAAAAGUAUUUACGAUUGAAUAAUUUUGUGUACAUUUUUUUUUCGCGUCCGAGCGAACUGUAUGAUAUUUAAGCUAUCGCCGAAGUUUUCAUGUUCCGUUUUUACUGGUUACACUGAUUUUUUUUUAAGGAUUUCUCUACUUUUUUUCAAUCAUUCGUGUCGCUAAUUUGUGUGAAGCAUUAGACUUAUUUUCAUUUAUUUAAUUUUAAUAUAAAUAUUCGAAAUCUA